UCAGAGUAGAGCAGGCCGCAUUGGCUUGCGCCACGUGUAUCUAGCUACCAUGGAAACAAAGGAAACAAGGCGGGUGUGCUUGCUUUGUGAUCAGUCGCUAUUGAAAUCCCUCGAUUUUUAGCAUAAAUUUUGAACGAAAACAAUGGCUGAAAAGUGGAAGCAAAAUGCUGACUCAUUGGUGGAGUAUGAUAUACCUAUGCUGGUAAAUAUUUACCAAAUUCUAAUGAGUUCUAAAGAAAAGUCACAAGCUCUCUCAUGCGUACAAAAUCUCAUUCAGUUAAAAGGAAAUGCAGCGGAGCUAGAGGAAGCAGCAGGAUCAGAUGCAGAAAUUUUGCACUCAAUUUUACCUCCAAGGCAAUGGGAGCAAGAUGGCCAGAUUUGGAUCCAAAAGGUUUCUCCAAAUCCAGCGACGCGAGAAAAAGUUCAAAAUUUAGCUGAAGAAUUUGAUAUGAGGUUGAGCCAGCGCCACGCGCGAGAAACUGGAAUUUGCCCUGUUCGACGUGAGUUGUAUUCGCAAAUAUUCGACGAAUUGAUUCGGCAGUCGACGCUUAACUGCAGCGAGGCUGGCCUGCUCCUGGCCCGCGUUCGAAAUGAGCUGCAAAUGACUCUCAGCACCUACGAGCACUUGUACGAAAGUGCCAUAGCAUUUGGAAUAAGAAAGUCACUGCAGUCGGUGCAGGGUCAGGAGGACCUGGAGGAGACGGUGUACAAGCUGAAGGGACAGAUUAACAGUCUUCAGCAGGAGCUAACUGAGGAGAAAGCUAGGAAUGAAAGGGCACAACAACGGCUCAGGGAAAAGCAUGACGCGGAGGAGAAAAAGCACAGAGAAGAGGUUCUCUCCUACAAAAAGGCCAACCAACAGCUCAAGACUCAACUCGAGGCAAUCAUUGCACCAAAGAAAUGAUCAGAGAGGAGUGUA
Molecule: messenger RNA, 919 nt
Organism: Cloeon dipterum
Lineage: Eukaryota; Metazoa; Arthropoda; Insecta; Ephemeroptera; Baetidae
Gene: Dnali1
Product: Putative inner dynein arm light chain, axonemal Dnali1
Exons: 5
Coding region: 143-904 (253 amino acids)
Biological process (GO): regulation of DNA-templated transcription
Cellular component (GO): axoneme; filopodium
Molecular function (GO): dynein heavy chain binding; DNA-binding transcription factor activity
Source: RefSeq, a predicted model, not a curated record